This is a messenger RNA of Paramormyrops kingsleyae, 3747 nucleotides long. It is a transcript of the gene xpnpep3, whose product is annotated as X-prolyl aminopeptidase 3, mitochondrial. Gene Ontology annotation, biological process: proteolysis. Gene Ontology annotation, molecular function: metalloaminopeptidase activity; manganese ion binding. Gene Ontology annotation, cellular component: mitochondrion. Lineage: Eukaryota; Metazoa; Chordata; Actinopteri; Osteoglossiformes; Mormyridae. The record is from RefSeq and is a predicted model, not a curated record.
GUGCCUUGUCAAUUUAGUAUGAUCGGGGGAGUAAAUUCGCUUAGUACGGGAUACCGGUUGGCUGGCUAGUUUAAUAUUAAAAAUCAGUUAAUCUGUUCGCAUUAACUUCUAAACACAUGUCAAAUAAAAUGAUACACAUGGAGUGUUGUUCGGUAUUCACCGUUUAGGUGGAGUUAACGUUACUUCGUUUUUUGGAAGUCGAUGUUGAGUAACUAUGACUAUGUUGCACAAAAUAUUCGUCAACCUUGCGUCAGCCUACUCACGUUUGCAUGGGAGAACAGGCUGCGUCUGCUGCCCCUGCAGGAAUGUUAUAACCCAAAUUGGAAGGUGGCUUCAAAAGGUACCACCACGGUAUCUGGGUCAGCCUAGCCCCUAUACACAUCCACACAUUCUUAAAUAUGGUGAGGUGACCCCAGGUCUGACGCAGACGGAGUUUGAGCUCCGUCGACAGAAGCUUUCCGCCCUCAUCGCGGCGCAGGCUGAGAGGACACAGGGGGGUCUGUUCGGUUCCCAUGGAAACGGCUCUGCCUCCUUCCACGUUGCCGUGGUGCUCUCUCACCCUAUUCGCUACAUGACCAACGACAUCCCCUACCCCUUCCACCAGAACCAGGACUUCUUCUACCUCACGGGCAUCCUGGAGCCCGAUAGCGCCCUGGUCCUGUGCUGCCCGCCCCGCCCGGAGGGGGCCAUCCUGUUCGUGCCCAGAAGAGACCCAGCACGGGAGCUGUGGGACGGGCCCAGAUCAGGAAUAGACGGGGCGUCUGCACUGACGGGCAUUCAGCAAGUCCACAGCACCGAGGAGCUGGGCCUGGUGCUGAAGAGCUUUAAAGGCAGCACGCUGUGGUACGAUGCAUCCCAGCCCUGCCACCCUGAGCUCCACCACAGCCACGUCGGCCCCCUGCUGGAGGGGGGCACCCCAGUGCAGCCCCUCAGACCCCUCCUGCACUCCCUGCGUGCGGUGAAGAGCCCCUCGGAGGUGGCUCUGAUGAAGGAAGCGGGCCACAUCACAGCACAGGCGUUUAAGAAGACCAUGGCGAUGUCCCACGGAAAGGUGAAUGAAGCUCUCCUCUAUGCUAAGUUUGACUUUGAGUGCCGUGCUCACGGCGCCAACUUCCUGGCCUACCCCCCCGUGGUGGCGGGAGGCAGCCGAGCCAAUACGCUGCAUUACAUCAACAACAACCAAAUUGUCAAGGACGGUGACAUGGUUCUCCUGGAUGGAGGCUGUGAAUAUUUCGGAUAUGUCAGCGAUGUCACUCGCACCUGGCCAGUGAACGGGAGAUUCUCCGCCCCUCAGGCCGAGCUGUACGACGCCGUCCUGGAGGUCCAGCUGGCCUGCCUGUCCCUUUGCCGCCCGGGGACGAGUCUGGACCACAUCUACAGCACCAUGCUGGCUCUCCUGGGACGUAAACUGCGCGAGCUGGGCAUCGUGGGUCGCUCUGCCAGCGACGCCAACUCGCUCAAGGCUGCACGUCGGUACUGUCCGCACCACGUGGGCCACUACCUGGGCAUGGAUGUGCACGACACGCCGACGCUUUCGCGCGCCCAGCCGCUGCAGCCGGGCAUGUGCAUCACUAUCGAGCCAGGGCUGUACAUCCCUGAAGAUGACAAGGUGUCCCCAGCAAGAUUCAGGGGCAUGGGUGUUCGGAUCGAAGAUGACGUAGUCAUCCAGGAAGACGGUGGACCCUUGGUCUUGUCUGCUGACACUCCCAAGACGAUAGCUGACAUUGAGAAAGAGUGUGCAAAGAAAAUCACUUGAGAAGGAAGGGAUACUACUAUUGUAUAGUUUUUAAAGCUUAUGUAGGAAGACUGAGACCUCCCAAAAUCGUCCCUAUGUUUGUGCAUGGUGGAGAAAUAGAGACUAUGUUUUACUAUUACUGCAUAAACACUCAUUGCAAUACACGUGAUACAUGCACCCUAGAACACAACCUUGAAUUUUUUAAAGUUUUGCUUAUAAGAAUUUUUAAUAUUUGCUAUUAUUUCCAGAAAAAAAAAUCCAACUCUUGCGGAAAAUAAUUGUGUCAGGAUUAUUACUGUUGCCAACUGAUUUAUAGAAGAAAUCUAAAUUUGCCUUAUUGGUUACUGACUUUAUAAAUUGAUUAGUUCCUAAGGUUGUUUUCAGCUGGCGGCUUGGAGUAUCUAACCACACAGAAGUGCAAGCAGAAACUGAACUUCUCAAUAUUUUGAAUUUAGUAAGGGAAUGCUUGAGUUUAACUCGACUGCCCCUUUGAUGAGCACGUGGUUACUGCCGAUCCAUGAAUCCAUGAGGUAGGAACCACAUCGGCAGCACGCCAAGCAUCAACCUCCCCUUCACAGACUUCUACUCUACCUCCAACCCUCCCACUAACCCGCUGGAGAAUUAGAAACAACGAGCGGCCAUUUUGUUUACACUAACAGACGGAGGCAGGGAGGGAGUAUUGCGGCUGCUGUCCCCGAUGCUGCCUCGGACCGACACAAACAAGCGGAUGGAGUUGAAGCGAUUAGUGGGUGGCGAAAACCCCAAGGGAGUGAUGCUAUUAUAGGAUAUAUUGGAGAGGCAAAAUUAGCCAGUACGUUUUAUCAAGUGCUAGCCAGACUUAAUGCAUAGAAUUAACAAAAAAGGGAAAACAUCAUAUAUGCAAUCAAUCCGAUAAAUGUAAAAGAAAAUAUGCAUUAUUAUCAUUAAAUCGAAUACCAAAGGGAUGAAUUCCAGAAGGCGUCUGUGACAACAAUAGGACCCGAAGGAGUAGGAAUAUUUGAGGGUUUGGAUCCCAUCUGUAUUUUUGGGAGUGAGUCUUCUCACUUCGAAUUACUCAUAAUACUUGUAACUUGAGGAACCCGGUGCAGUUUCCAAUUUUAGCACAGAGGCAUCCAUGUAUUUGCUUGAUCACAUACUUCCAUUAGAUUGCUUACUCGGCUUUAAAGUAGUAUCUGAUUGCUGUCAAUAGUAUCUAGUGAAAAUUCUGUUCAAUAGGCUAUAUACAAUUGGUAGGAAUUAAAUGCGCAUUACACAUGCUUCCCCGUUAUGCAUUGUGACCAGAGAAAAAUCUAACCAUUUUGUGGCGAGAUUAUCUUCGAUAAAAAUUAAGUCACUGGGUAAAUAAAAGGUUUAUGGUGUUUUUUAGGAAUCUUGGUAAAACGUGCGAGUUUACGGAUGUUUUAAACCCCUUCACAUUGUGCAAUAUAUUAAACAUCAAGAUCGAAACUUUUGUGAACGAGAUGCAUUUAAACUGAUAAUUAUGUAAGCUUUUAUGGUGGAUUGCCAAGGUGAUGAAGCUGUGGUGGUUUAAAUGCAUGUCUAAUUUAUGAGCUGGUUUAACAUGAGACUUAACGGUAAAGUGCUUCAAUGUACUCUGAGAUAUCAGUGUAUCAGUGGCCCUUAUCUCUCGAGUGCUGCCUCCGAAUAUGAGCAGCAUCUUAACUGCAGUUACAGCUUUACUAAGAUAACUGUUUACUGGUGUGAAUAAAGUUAUUAAAACAGCGGGGAAUUAUUUUUAACAAUCCUCUGCACUUAAAAGACUUCUGACUUAGAAUAAAUUAACUCGUUGCGAAUACUUUAUUAUAUAAAAUCUGGAAAAGCGGUACACAUUAUAAGUAUUUUUUAAAACAAUUCUUCAUCAAUAUCGAUGUAUUGUAUCUUUACAGAUAGGCCCAUACAACAUUUUUCUUUAUAUGUAAAUGUGUUUUUGAGCAUUUUAAAGGCACGGAAGGUUGCCUGUAAAACUACGAUAAUUUAUACCGCUUGUAAACAAAUAAACGUUUAUAAAUGAU